GCGCCUGCGCAGCCACUCUUCCUUCGGCGGCCGCCAUGGCGGGGCAAGAGGAUCCGGUGCAGCGGGAGAUUCACCAGGACUGGGCGAACCGGGAGUACAUUGAGGUCAUCACCAGCAGCAUCAAGAAAAUCGCGGACUUUCUCAAUUCGUUCGAUAUGUCUUGUCGUUCCCGACUGGCCACGCUAAACGAGAAAUUGACUGCUCUUGAACGGAGGAUAGAGUACAUUGAAGCACGGGUGACAAAAGGUGAGACGCUCACCUAGAGCCUUGCUGGGCUGCUGCUGGGAAGUUGCUUCGCAGAGUGCAGGCCACGGGGAAAGGCCCAGCAGCCCUCAGCGUCUCCGUCUCUCCCUCAAGAGCAGUGGGGCUUUAUCUCGUUUUUCUGUUUUCGAAAGUAUGGCCUGUGGGCUCUGCCAGGUACAUCUGGGAGUGUGAUGUGGCGUGUGGGAGGAGUCCCGGGGACUCCUGGAAGCAGCAUCAGGCAUUCACCCUUCCAGUCACGUUGUGUGGAACCACCUGUCAAUGUGUCGGAGGAGUUCAGAGCCCAGAGCCUGGGACUCUGUGCGGGUCCUGCCCACUUCUCCCCUCCUCCUCUCAGACUUGACCUACAGCUCUCGUGGCCUCCGAACUGACUCUCUAAACAGUCUGUGUCUCCCUCGCACCGUGGGCGGAAAGUGGGGCCAGUCCUGGCUGGGACUCCUGCCCUGGAAGUGUUGUUGCUGACCCACCAGUUUCUUCUUGUUUUGGGGAGGUCAAGGCCAGACCUCCGCUUGUCUCAAAGGGACAUUUGCAGAGUUUUCUUUCUGUCACCUAGGGUGUCUGUUCUCAUAUUUCCCUAAUAAACUCCUCAAGUUCA
Molecule: messenger RNA, 856 nt
Organism: Lepus europaeus (European hare)
Lineage: Eukaryota; Metazoa; Chordata; Mammalia; Lagomorpha; Leporidae
Gene: BRK1
Product: BRICK1 subunit of SCAR/WAVE actin nucleating complex
Exons: 3
Coding region: 36-263 (75 amino acids)
Biological process (GO): cell motility; actin filament organization; regulation of actin polymerization or depolymerization
Cellular component (GO): SCAR complex
Molecular function (GO): protein-containing complex binding
Source: RefSeq, a predicted model, not a curated record